AUGAACCAACAGAUACCUCUCAACUACGAGGCCUCAGCCGGCAACACCCACAUGCGCAUCACCAGCGAGCUCCCGCCCGAAGUCGUCCAAUGUCUCGAGAACGCGCGCUUCCUCCACCUAGCCACUUGCGUCGACAACAUGCCUCACGUCUCGCUCAUGAACUACACCUACCUCCCCUCUUCGCCCUAUUCCGACUCCCCCAUCAUUGUCAUGACCACCAACCCCGCCAGCAAGAAGAUGAACAACCUGGUCGCGAAUCCGAACGUUUCUCUGCUGGUUCACGAUUGGGUCUCCCACCGCCCCUCCACCUCUCACCAGCGUCGUCCCUCCAGCGGUUCUCCCGGUCCCUCGGAACACCGCUCCUCUUCUCUCGCGGCCCUUCUCUUCAACCUCAACACCAGCGCCGUCUCCUCCAUCAGCGCGACCAUCAACGGAUCCGCCCGGCUCGUCGACCGCGGCUCCGAGGAGGAGCGCUUCUAUCGGGAGAAGCAUCUGGAAAACAACACGUUUGACAGCGACCCGCAGCCGUCGUCGAUUUUGAGCAGCAUUCGAAGGGGCAGCACCGCGGGCCAGCCGACAUCGAUGUCGCAAGGUGGGCAAGGUGCGGGGGAAGAGGGAGAUUAUGGUAGGGAGAGAUACGUGGCGGAUGAGGAAGUGAGAGUGGUGGUGGUGGGGAUCCGGGAUGUCCGGAUUGCGGAUUGGAAGGGGACGGUGCAGGAUUGGGUUAUUGCGCCGCCGGAGGGAAGGAGUGAGGGGACGAAUGAAACUUUGGUGAAUGGUAUUCGGUAG
Neurospora hispaniola is the source of this 789-nucleotide messenger RNA. RefSeq lists its product as uncharacterized. Lineage: Eukaryota; Fungi; Ascomycota; Sordariomycetes; Sordariales; Sordariaceae. The record is from RefSeq and is a predicted model, not a curated record. The coding region runs from base 1 to 789 and encodes 262 amino acids. Gene Ontology annotation, cellular component: nucleus; cytoplasm. The transcript has 2 exons.